This is a messenger RNA of Mangifera indica (mango), 1520 nucleotides long. RefSeq names its product ATP-dependent Clp protease proteolytic subunit-related protein 1, chloroplastic-like. Gene Ontology annotation, cellular component: endopeptidase Clp complex. The coding region runs from base 99 to 1025 and encodes 308 amino acids. The transcript is spliced from 7 exons. Gene Ontology annotation, biological process: protein quality control for misfolded or incompletely synthesized proteins. Gene Ontology annotation, molecular function: ATP-dependent peptidase activity; serine-type endopeptidase activity; ATPase binding. The record is from RefSeq and is a predicted model, not a curated record. Lineage: Eukaryota; Viridiplantae; Streptophyta; Magnoliopsida; Sapindales; Anacardiaceae.
CUAAAGGGUGAAUGUUCUUUCAUUAAACCUUCUGUGGGAAAUAUUUUUUACUUUCACAUUUUUCCAAACUGAAAACCUGAGUCAAUUUUGUCUUUUUGAUGGCAACCUCUCUGUUUUGUCCACCUUCAUCGCUUGCCAAAGAGCUACCGGGUCCCACACCCGCUCUUCCCAAAUCUUCGUUUCUCUCCGACGGCAAGCUCUUUAAAUUCACGCCCUCUUCAAGAACAAAACACAGAGUUGAAAGAUGCUACAUCACUCCCCGUGCCGAGUCUCUGAACCACAUUCCCAGGCAGUUCAGGGAACAAAAUCUCAAAGAUGGAUUGAUGGACAACUUCAAGAAUGUUCCUCAGUAUCUCUAUGGUCUUAGUGCUUCACAGAUGGACAUGUUCAUGACAGAAGAUAACCCUGUAUGCAGACAAUCUGAAAGAGUAACUGAGGAAAACAUUUCUUCUGCCCAAAACUAUUUGAAUAAUGGGGGUAUGUGGAGUCUGUCUGGCAUGAAUGAUAGGGGUCCUUCAAAGUAUAGUAUGAGUGUAAGUAUGUAUCGCGGAGGGGCCAGAGGACAUGGAAGACCCAGAACUGCACCUCCUGAUUUACCUUCUUUGCUACUAGAUGCUCGGAUAUGCUAUUUGGGAAUGCCGAUUGUACCUGCAGUGACUGAGCUUCUGGUUGCUCAGUUUAUGUGGCUGGAUUUUGAUAAUGCUACAAAGCCUAUAUAUUUAUACAUAAAUUCUUCUGGGACACAGAAUGAGAAGAAGGAAACUGUGGGAUCUGAAACUGAGGCAUAUGCUAUAGCUGACGCCAUGGCUUAUUGCAAAUCAGACGUCUACACUGUGAACUGUGGCAUGGCUUAUGGUCAAGCAGCAAUGCUUCUAUCUCUUGGGACAAAUGGUUAUCGUGCUCUACAGCCAAAUUCCUCAAUUCCUUCAAAGACCUUAAUUUUAAGUUUUGGAAAGCAUUUAUUCUCAAUUCAAUGGACCCACCUCAGCAGAUCACAAAUGACUUUGUAUGUGGAGCAAGCUUAGACCCAUUCAGUACCAGCAUUGAGGAUAUUACAUGCAACUCUCUGAUAUAAGUUAUGUAGUUAAUAAAUUGCUUUUGUGCAUUGUUUGCAUUGUUGAAUAGCAUUAUUAGUUAUUUUCUUAUUUUUCUUGGAAGUAAAUGUGGUGCAUUAAUCAAUAUGCUGAUCAAAACAUGCAUUAUCUUGUGAAGCAUUUUUUUGCAAAACUUUUACUUAUUUUUCCUUAAGAUUUAUCACAAUGGUGCCACUUAUAUUUGAAGAACCAGAAAAUUGGGUUUUGUUUUUCCACCCUCUGAAUCUAUUUCCUUUCUCCAAAACCCUUGAAUUUUGUUUCCGUCUUGAAGAGCGCUUAUAUUUGAUCCCAACCUUUCCUGAGAUGGUAAACUUAUGAUAGACUAUUGGUUCAGUGAACAGUUGUACUGCUCGGUCAGUUUUAGGGUACUUGAAGAACUGAGUCAUGCUUUUUGUUUCACAUAGCUUCUUAUCAUUUUUUGUUGAA